UUCUAAUCUUGGCCCUGGCAGGAAUGUGGCUGCAUGCCGGGCCCAAGGAGCUAUUUUGGGGGCUCCUCUGCCUCCCCCAGUCUUUGGCCAGUGUCACCCCUGGGCUUGGCUCCUGAGGGCCUCCCUUCCCAAUUCUCUCACCACCCCUUCCCCACCUCCUGCCAAAAAAAAGAGUGUAAAGCAGAAGGCCUGAGGGCUAAAUUUAAACUGUCCCAAAGUCUGACUCCCAGCUGAGUCACCCACAAAGCUGUCCUGGCCUCCUGCCCCCCUUCCCAGGCCUCACCCCUUCCUCCUCCCCCCAACUCCGGGGCUUGGGAGGAGUGUUCCAGGUCACUGGCCCUUAAUUGGCCCCCUCUGGGGAAUGGGAGGGCUCAUCUGUGGCCCGUCACACCUGUUGCUUUAGCUUUCCUCUGCACUCCGCCUUUUAUUGGGGGGCGGGGUGUUGAAUGGUUGAGAUUCUCUACCCCCCAGCCUCACACUGAAGCAUUCUGGGGGGGCCUGGCUUGUGAGGGGUUAAGGCUGGUAGGCGGGAGGGGGCUGGUCAAGGGGUGGGGAGAAGAGGAGGAGGCCUUUGCAGCCUGCAGAGAGAAGUGGCCAGAGGCCCAGGGGACAGCCAGGGACAGGCGGACAUGCAGCCAGGGCCUUGGGGCCUGAACAGGGGCUGCCAGGCCCCGUGACGAGAGGACCCCGAGCCCCUGGCCCGGGGAGGGGGCCAUGGUGCUGCCUGCCCGACAUGUCAGCCGAGGUGCGGCUGAGGCGGCUCCAGCAGCUGGUGCUGGACCCCGGCUUCCUGGGGCUGGAGCCCCUGCUCGACCUUCUCCUGGGCGUCCACCAGGAGCUGGGUGCCUCCGACCUGGCCCAGGACAAGUAUGUGGCCGACUUCUUGCAGUGGGUGGAGCCCAUCGCGGCGAGGCUUAAGGAGGCCCGGCUGCAGAGGGAGGACUUCGAGAUCCUGAAGGUGAUCGGACGCGGGGCGUUCAGCGAGGUCGCGGUCGUGAAGAUGAAGCAGACGGGCCAGGUGUACGCCAUGAAGAUCAUGAACAAGUGGGACAUGCUGAAGAGAGGCGAGGUGUCGUGCUUCCGCGAAGAGCGGGACGUGCUGGUGAACGGGGACCGGCGCUGGAUCACGCAGCUGCACUUCGCCUUCCAGGACGAGAACUACCUGUACCUGGUCAUGGAGUACUACGUGGGCGGGGACCUGCUGACGCUGCUGAGCAAGUUUGGGGAGCGGAUCCCGGCCGAGAUGGCGCGCUUCUACCUGGCGGAGAUUGUCAUGGCCAUAGACUCGGUGCACCGGCUGGGCUAUGUGCACAGGGACAUCAAACCCGACAACAUCCUGCUCGACCGCUGCGGCCACAUCCGCUUGGCCGACUUCGGUUCCUGCCUCAAGUUGCGGGCUGAGGGAAUGGUUCGGUCGCUGGUGGCUGUGGGCACCCCCGACUACUUGUCCCCCGAGAUCUUGCAGGCCGUGGGCGGCGGGCCGGGGACGGGCAGCUACGGCCCCGAGUGUGACUGGUGGGCUGGCGUGUUCGCCUAUGAGAUGUUCUACGGGCAGACGCCCUUCUACGCCGACUCCACGGCCGAGACCUACGGCAAGAUCGUGCACUACAAGGAGCACCUUUCCCUACCGCUGGCGGAUGCAGGAGUCCCCGAGGAGGCCCGCGACCUCAUCCAGCGGCUGCUGUGUCCCCCGGAGACGCGGCUGGGCCGGAAUGGAGCAGGCGAUUUCCAGAAGCAUCCUUUCUUCUUCGGCCUCGAUUGGGAUGGUCUCCGAGACAGCGUGCCUCCGUUUACUCCGGAUUUUGAGGGGGCCACCGACACGUGCAACUUCGAUGUGGUGGAAGACGGGCUCACUGCCAUGGAGACGCUGUCAGACAUGCGGGAAGGCAUGCCGCUGGGGGUCCACCUGCCUUUUGUGGGCUACUCCUACUCCUGCAUGGCCCUCAGGGACGAUGAGGUCCAGGGCCCCAUGCCCAUGGAACUGGAGGCCGAGCCGUUGCCUGAGCCACCUGUGCAAGAGCCCAGCCUGGAGCCCAGGGUGCCCCCACCGGAGGAAAAGGUGAGUUGUUGGAGGAAAGGCAAAGAUUUCCAGGGUAGCGCGUGCCAUGGAGCACUAAGCCCUCUGAGAGCUGACUCACAGAGACGGAAAAUGUGUUACUUCCGUCAGAGACGACCAGAGGGCAUUGAGUGUGUGUGCAGGGGACUCUCUGGGCAGGGGAAGCCCUGCAGAAGGAGGGGGACCACCCAUGGGAAGGAAAGUGCCCACUGGUUAGCAGAGAAGAGUUUCAGGGCAAAGGCCCUGAGGUGGGAACCUAGCUGGUUUGUGUUUCACGGGGGGUCCCCAAGUCCCCGGGCCACGGGAUCCCACCCUUCCCAUCUAGAUGGCCCCCCGGCCGUGGCUCUGGGCCAGUGCCCGCUGGUGGGGCCAGGCCCCAUGCACCGCCGCCACCUGCUGCUCCCUGCCAGGGUCCCUAAGCCUGGCCUAUCGGAGGCGCGUCCCCUGUUCCUGUUCGCCGCUGCUCUGGCUGGUACCGCCGCCCUGGGCUGCACUGGGUUGGUGGCCUGCGCAGGCCAUCCCGCCCGGGUCUGGCGCCGCCCAGGAGCCGUCUUCGUCCCCUGAACUUUAGAGCCCCGGCCCGUCCUCCACUCGGGCCCCGCGGGAGGGUUGGGUGACGCGCGCUCGGCCCAGAAGCCACUCACAUCGCCUCCCGGCUCACCGCUCCAAGUGUGCGCCUCCACCCCAGCUGCAGCCUUGUGAUCCGGCCCGCCCCCUGGCGGCCGGGGAGGGAGGAGCCGGGCCCGAGGCCGGAGCGCGGGGCUCACAGGCGGCCUGUAACCCGAAGUGGUGCUGUGGGUGGAAGGCGGACCACUUCCUCCAGCCUGGCUGAGGCCGCGACGUGGAUCGGCAAACUGCGAUCGAGAGAAGGCAGCAGAGCCAGAGCUCAGCCAUCUCUUUUUCACCCUCCACGCACCCCACCCACAUCGGCUCGAAAACCACCAACCCUUGUGCAUGAAGCCCUGCUCGCUCGUUCUCUGCGAGAGAAUGUCUAGCUCGAGCCCCGCUGCUCUCGGGAACCGUUCGCUUGUAUUAGCCCCGCUUUUUCGGGGCCUCCCGCGCCCUCCUCACGUGCGCUGCUCUCGGAGCCUCUGCCGGCUCCUCCCGCCUCGGCGGUUUGGGUAUUUAUUGACCUGUCCCCCGACCAGCUGAAGGCUCCAGGACCCUAGCACCCUAAUCCACGUUUUGGAUGCACUGAAACCCCGACCUUCCUCGGUAUUUAUUGUCUCUCCCCACCUAGGAACCCCACCCCCGACCCUUGUGAAUAAAAGGCUCCCUUGUCUGCCCCAAGCUCUGAA
Messenger RNA from Myotis lucifugus (little brown bat), 3354 nucleotides. It is a transcript of the gene DMPK, whose product is annotated as DM1 protein kinase. Gene Ontology annotation, cellular component: cytoplasm; cytoskeleton. The record is from RefSeq and is a predicted model, not a curated record. Gene Ontology annotation, molecular function: protein serine/threonine kinase activity; ATP binding. Gene Ontology annotation, biological process: peptidyl-threonine phosphorylation; actomyosin structure organization. Lineage: Eukaryota; Metazoa; Chordata; Mammalia; Chiroptera; Vespertilionidae.